AUGUAUAGUAUAUUAAACUCUUGUUGUGUUCCAGAUCUGAGAUUGGAGAAGAUGCUGAGGAUUUUGCAAGAAUCCCAAAAGGGUCGAAGCAUAGAUGAGGCUGUGUCUAAUAUAAGUAAAGACUAUGAUCUGGAUCCAAAUCAGGACCUGAAUAAGUUGAAUGAUGAAACAGCUGAACAGAAAGAACAGAUAAUGGACGACACUUUCCAGAAAAAUCAGUUGAAGCCAGGUGAUCCAGGCUAUGAAUAUGACAAGCAGGUAGACUUUGACACAGCAGAGAAGCUAGAAGCUGGCUGGGAUUCUUCUGAAGAGGACUUUUGGUCUUAG
This is a messenger RNA of Penaeus indicus, 327 nucleotides long. RefSeq names its product centrosomal protein of 19 kDa-like. Gene Ontology annotation, biological process: microtubule anchoring at centrosome; trans-Golgi to periciliary membrane compartment transport. The record is from RefSeq and is a predicted model, not a curated record. Gene Ontology annotation, cellular component: centriole; spindle pole; centrosome. Lineage: Eukaryota; Metazoa; Arthropoda; Malacostraca; Decapoda; Penaeidae. The transcript has 3 exons. Bases 1 to 327 code for a protein of 108 amino acids.